Candidula unifasciata is the source of this 1032-nucleotide messenger RNA. Lineage: Eukaryota; Metazoa; Mollusca; Gastropoda; Stylommatophora; Geomitridae. The record is from the annotation of a GenBank genome assembly.
AUGGCAGCUAUAGACAGCGUGAGACUGAAGCUCAAACAAAUAAAAGCAAAGAUUAAUAGUGGAGAUAGAAAAGAACUGAAGGCCAAACUGGCAGCAUCUAAGUCGCUGAAUGAUACCACAGAGGAUAAGGCAGAAGAAAAUGCUAAUGGUGGUGAAGCCCCUAAGGGCGGUGCAGACUUUGGGAGUUUUGAAAGAGUUGCUGAAAUACCACCAUCACACAUAUGGGCUGGUCAUGGAGGCACCAAUUGUGAAGAUGAAACCAAGAAACUCUCCAAGGUCAUCAACAUUUUAGUGGCAACACCAGGCCGCUUGCUUGACCAUCUGCAGAAUACAAAAGACUUCUUCUACAAAAACCUGCAGUGUCUGAUCAUAAACGAGGCAGACAGGAUCCUGGAUAUGGGCUUUGAGGAGGAGAUAAAGCAGAUUAUUCAGCUGCUUCCCAAAAAAACCACAGACCAUGCUGGUUAUGUUGUGUGUGAACCAGACAAGCGGUUUCUUCUGCUCUUCACAUUUCUGAAGAAGAAGAAGAUCAUGUUGUUUCUAUCCUCAUGUAUGGCAGUCCGGUUCUACAGCGAGCUGCUCAACUACAUUGACCUCUCUGUUAUAUGCAUACAUACAUUCUUCCAGUUCUGCAAUGCUGACUGCGGCAUCCUGCUAUGUACGGGUGAGGCUGCUCGAGGCAUGGACAUCCCUCAGAUGGAUUGGAUUAUCCAAGUUGGCAGAACAGCCAGAGGAGAGGGUGUACAUAGCAAUGCUUUGCUUUUCUUGAACCCUCAGGAAUUGGCUUUCUUGAGGUUCCUAACUAUUACCUUGCACAAGACAGCACAGGAAGGCUUCAAAGCUUAUGUUUGUGCGUACGCUUCCCACAAACAGAAGGCUAUAUUUGAUGUGACCAAGUUGGACAUGACCAAGGUGGCAAAGUCUUUUGGGUUUGCUGUUGCUCCAUAUGUGGAUUUACAGGGAGGAACUGGAUACAAGAAUAACAAACAGGUGAAAAAGUCAAGAAUCUUAAAAAAUGUCAAGUCCAGAUGA